This is a messenger RNA of Gadus chalcogrammus (walleye pollock), 2769 nucleotides long. It is a transcript of the gene col9a1c, whose product is annotated as collagen alpha-1(IX) chain. The record is from RefSeq and is a predicted model, not a curated record. NCBI's taxonomy places the organism in Eukaryota, Metazoa, Chordata, Actinopteri, Gadiformes, Gadidae. The coding region runs from base 1 to 2769 and encodes 922 amino acids. The transcript is spliced from 37 exons.
AUGGCCCUGCUCUCCGCCCUCUUGAUGCCAGCCCUUGGACAGCUAGAUCUCAACCGAUUGGAUGGCGAUACCGUCUGCCCGCCGAUGAGGAGUGGACAAGAUGACCUUCCAGGCUUCGACCUGAUCACCCAGUUCCAGCUGGACGUGGUCUCCCUGAAGGGGGUGCGGAAGGUGGAGGGCUCCACUCCCCUCCAGGUGGCCUACCGCCUCGACAAGGAGGCCAACUUCCAAAUUCCAACCAGGCUCAACUUCCCCGGAGGUUUCCCCGACGAGUACUCCUUCAUGGUGACCUUCCGCAUGAUCAAGAGCAGUGUCAACAAGGUGUGGAACGUGUGGCAGAUCGUGGACGAGGACGGCCACAAGCAGGCGGGCCUCAGGCUGAACGGCGAGCAGCAGGCCCUGGAGUACUUCCUGAUGGGCGCCGACGGGAACCUGCAGACGGUCACCUUCCCGGGCCUAUCGGUGCUCUUCAACACCAAGUGGCACAAGGUGAUGAUCGGCGUGGAGCGGGAGCAGGUCACGCUGUACGUGGACUGCAUGCCCGUGGACCGCAGGCCCAUCAAGGGGAAGGGCCCCAUCAACACCGAGGGGGACACCCUGAUCGGCCGCCUGGAGACGGACGCCGAGGCCUCUGUGGUGUUUGAGCUCCAGUGGAUGUUGAUUCACUGUGACCCAAAGAGGGCUCAGAGGGAGAGCUGCAGCGAGCUGCCCGCCACUGAGAUGUUUGCCAAUGCUGAGCCGGACAAGGGAUUCCAAGGACCCCCGGGUGCACCCGGCCCCGAGGGCCCGCGGGGGCCCCAAGGGGAGAACGGCAGAGACGGGAGGGAUGGUCUCCCCGGGACAACUGGCAAUCCCGGAGCAACUGGCCCCAAGGGGGAGCAGGGGGAGAUCGGCCUGCCGGGACAGAGGGGCCUGGGCGGCCUCCCGGGACCUGCUGCGUCCCCUGGCCCAAUGGGCCCAAGAGGGCCUGUCGGAGAAAGAGGACUUCCUGGUUUUCCUGGCAUAGCAGGACCCCCUGGGCCGGCCACAGAAGGACCAGCUGGAACCCCCGGGAAACCUGGAAUUCCGGGAGACGAGGGGAACAUCGGACCGGAGGGCACCCCAGGUACCAGGGGGAGUAAUGGCAACCCGGGUGUUCCCGGCCUUCCAGGACCACCGGGGCCUAUGGGGCCUCCUGGUGUCGGCAGCCCCGAGGGGAGUGGGGAACCUUGUCCAGCCGCUUGCCCCGCAGGACCACGAGGACUGGCAGGGCUUCCAGGCAUGAAGGGACACACAGGUAGCGAUGGGGUCCCUGGGACACCCGGCACAGACGGAGCACAAGGAGCAGACGGACUUCCCGGGGCUGCAGGUCCUCAAGGACACAUGGGCGACGACGGACAAAGAGGGCCUAUUGGAUUGUCGGGAACAGCGGGCGAAAAAGGAGAUAGAGGUCCUCCUGGUUUUAAUGGGAACGUGGGUCCGACUGGGCCGCCCGGAAAUCCCGGUGUGGAAGGUGUACGAGGACGUCAGGGUUUGGAGGGUCCUAAGGGGGAUGAGGGAGCGGUCGGGUCACCAGGCGAGCAGGGUAUCCAAGGAGACAAAGGAGAAACCGGGGAAGCCGGCAAAGAUGGCAUGGACGGUAUCCCCGGUGUGGACGGGAGCAAGGGAGAGGCUGGGGUUGCAGGAAUCGUUGGUGUCAGGGGCAUUGUUGGAAUCCCGGGCCUUCCAGGGAAACAGGGAGGGGUUGGACCCACCGGUGAGAAGGGAGAUCUGGGUGCUGAGGGAGCUGUGGGGCCAGUCGGACUAUCUGGAAAGGCGGGCGAGCAAGGAGAGCCAGGAGAGGAUGGAGAACCAGGAGCCAAGGGGGCCACAGGGGAAUCCGGGAAGCAGGGACCGCUGGGGGCAGAAGGCCCACAGGGCGUCCAGGGGGACAAAGGGGACAAGGGGGACACUGGUGCAAUGGGGAUAAAGGGCCACACUGGACUCAAAGGAGAUCAGGGGCCAAUGGGUCCAUCCGGCCAGAAAGGAAGUGAGGGAGAUAAUGGUGCUUCUGGAGAUCCCGGAAUUAAGGGCGACCAGGGGCCUCCUGGUGUUUCUGGCGUUAGGGGAGAGCUCGGGGCAAAGGGCAACCGAGGAGCGACAGGGGCCGACGGCAGGCCGGGUCAGCCAGGACACGAGGGCCAGCACGGGCCCAUCGGGCCCCGAGGCUUGGAGGGAGAGAGCGGCAUCCCCGGGGCCCCAGGACCCAGGGGCCUACCUGGUCCUAAGGUGAACGACGACAAGCUAAGAGACCUUUGCUCAGUCAUUGUUGAAGAACAACUACUAGAAUUCAGGAAAGAGAUGAUGAAGAGACCAGCAGCACUGGGCUCACCUGGUACCCCUGGACUGGUUGGCCCCCCUGGCCCCAGCGGGCCCCCAGGAGCAAAUGGAGAGCAAGGUCUCAUGGGCCUCAAAGGGCCUCCGGGCUACUUUGGACUUCCUGGUAUUCCUGGAAAGAAAGGUGAAGCCGGGACCCAGGGAGGGAAGGGAGACGCGGGAGAGAACGGCGUUGGAGUCAAGGGAAGCUCUGGAGAGCCGGGCACUCAAGGUCCAGCAGGGACUCCCGGUGUCGGGCUGGAUGGCAAGAACGGCGCCCGCGGGGAGACAGGGGCCUCCGGCACCCCAGGCUCACCGGGGCCCCGGGGGGCCACGGGCCCCACAGGACUUUGCGACCCCUCCACCUGCAUAGGCAGAUCGCCCCCACUCUACAUGCUCGCUGGAAGGAAGUCAUCCAGCUACAAAAACCAAUGA